Messenger RNA from Papilio polytes (common Mormon), 847 nucleotides. RefSeq lists its product as uncharacterized. The record is from RefSeq and is a predicted model, not a curated record. NCBI's taxonomy places the organism in Eukaryota, Metazoa, Arthropoda, Insecta, Lepidoptera, Papilionidae. Bases 93 to 797 code for a protein of 234 amino acids. The transcript has 4 exons.
GCGUUAUUGUCCAUUUGAAUAUGCCAGUGUUGAACUAAUUUCACUAUUGUGUGCUAAAAUAAGUGAUUUAAAAAGUGUUGGUUGAAUCAAAAAUGUCACCAAAUAACCAGUCUUGUCGCGUAUGGUCAAGAUUUGAAGGACAUAGAAAAAACGGUAGUGUUUUAAAAUUACGGAUUCAAGAACCGCCAAGUACAGCGCAAGAACGAGUGCUAGAUUUUGUAGCAAAAUAUUUUGUUACAGAAGAAACGUUUCAAAAAGCAGCAGGUAUAUAUUCUAAUCCCGAUGCUAUAGUCGAAUAUCGAGAAAUUUUACAUGAAGUAUUAAAAAGUUGGGUCGUCGUAAUUUGUUGUGAAGAUACUGAAGAAGUGGGUGAAAUUCUUGGUGUAUCUGCGAUAGAGAUGGUUGAAGAUAAAUCAUUCGGAGAAAUACCAAUUCAGACUAAGGAACUACAGAAUUUAAUAAGAAUAAUGAUAGAGUGCGAGAAAUUAGUGAAGCCGUUGAUGAAAGGAUUUGCAGUCCAUCACGAUGGAAGGGGAAUCACUGUACACCCUGACUAUAGAGGUCUUGGUAUCGCAAGUGAAUUUGUAAAGAUAAGGAGACUUAUGGUAAACGAACAAAAUGUUUCAAUGUCGUGUGCGUGGAUGACGUCAUAUGGUUCUCAAAGAGCAGCAGAGAAAGACAACUGGGAGACGUUGUUUGAGAUAGCGCCUGAAGAAUUGGGACAAAAAUGCGGAGUAGUCUUCAAAGAUCCACCUCUGACGUUUAAAUUAAUGUUUGUAAGGAGUUCUAAGCAAUAAUGUUAGUAGUUAAAAUGUAUAUUAUGUUCAAUAAAAGUUAAUUCUCUUUU